Molecule: messenger RNA, 1250 nt
Organism: Clarias gariepinus (North African catfish)
Lineage: Eukaryota; Metazoa; Chordata; Actinopteri; Siluriformes; Clariidae
Gene: comta
Product: catechol-O-methyltransferase a
Exons: 6
Coding region: 295-1086 (263 amino acids)
Biological process (GO): developmental process; dopamine metabolic process; catecholamine catabolic process
Molecular function (GO): magnesium ion binding; catechol O-methyltransferase activity
Source: RefSeq, a predicted model, not a curated record
ACGGUAUACUGUAGGUACACGUAUGCACACCAACAUAUGCUUCUGUGCAUGUGUGCGUGUGUGUGUGCGUGCAUUGACCAUGUGUAUGGUAUGCUAUAUACAUACUCUAGGGUGUAUUCAGUGCGCCAUGUGCUUCAGUUAGACCUGUAGCUACACAAGUCCAUUAAGAAAGUGUUCAGUGUUGAGCAGAAAGGCACUGGAGACGAGCAGGGACGUGAUCUGUGCUUGUGGAAAUCUCCAGGAGCAACCUCUCUUCCUCUUCUCUCUCUUAUUUCCUCUCCUUCCUCUCUCAGAAUGGUCUGCUGCCUGCUGACGGCUGGUGCUGUUUCUGCAGCUCUCCUUUUCAUCUUCUUCUAUUGGGUCGUGCCAGCCGUGCAGCGCAAUGGCACGUGGGCAUUAAUGUGGCAUGACUUCAUAACCGAGCGACUGCACGACACGCUCACACGCUCCACACGCCCUCAGCGCAUGCUGAAGGCAGUGCAGAAGAACGCCACUAAAGGAAAUCCCGAAAGCGUCAUCUCCGCCAUCGACUAUUUCUGCAAGCACUCGGAAUGGGCCAUGAACGUGGGCGAUGAGAAAGGCUCCAUUUUGGACUCGGUGGUGACUGAGGUGAACCCCAGCACGGUUCUGGAGCUGGGUACGUACUGCGGGUAUUCCAUAGUGAGGAUCGCCCGCCUGCUGUCCCCCGGCACCAAACUCAUCACCGUGGAAUUUAACCCGGCCUCCGCCGCCGUCGCCAGGCAGAUCAUCGCCUACGCUGGUCUACAAGACAAGGUGACUCUAGUCGAGGGCUCGUCAGCGGAUCUGAUCCCACAAAUAAAGGAGCGCUUCGGCAUCACUACUUUUGACUUCAUUUUCCUUGACCACUGGAAGGACCGCUACCUACCUGACAUUAAGCUGCUUGAGGAGUGCGGUUUGCUCAGGAAGGGCUCUGUGCUGCUGGCAGACAAUGUUAUUUGUCCUGGAACGCCGGAGUACCUGGAGUACGUGCGAAAAAGCCCUCGCUACGAGAGCAGAUACUAUCCUUCCCACCUGGAGUACACCAAAGUGGAGGACGGCCUGGAAAAGUCGAUCUUCUUGGGAUAAAAGCUGUUUCCAACAACAACAACAACAACAACAACAACAAUGAUCUAUAAUUAAUUACAUUCUGGUGUAGGGAAUUGGCUGCUUAUUAAAAAAACAUUAUCAGUGUUUGAUCUUAACAUUUACUAAAAUAAAACUGCAUUAAUUUGUGUGCACGAAAAAAACAA